GCAGCGGCCACCUGAGGCCACCCGCGCACCCCAGCCGUCGACCUCUGAGACGCACCAGCGGACGGUGGCCGAGCCGGCCGCCGCCGUCUGCCUGUCGGGCCCGGCCGUCGGCCCCGCGGCCUUGACUGUGCUGCCGGAUAAGCCGGGUCGGCCGGUCCCCGCCCCGGUCCCUAGCUGGGCCCGCCGUCCGGCGCGGCAGACCGAGCGGCCGGCCAGCGCCGCCAGUGGAAUACGCCCCGAUCAGGCCAGCUCCCCUCGAGAUCAGCGUGAUCCGAGCAGUCCUCCCGGAGCGCGCCCCGGCACGGCCAGCUCCCCUCGAGGGCAGCGUGACCCGGGCAGUCCUUCCGGAGCACGCCCCGGCAUGGCCAGCUACCCUCGAGGACACCGUGAUCCGGGCAGUCCUCCCGUAAGGCGCCCCGGCACGGCCAGCCCCUCCAGAGAGACCCCAGGUCCGUGCGCUGCCGGCGGAGGACACUCCGGCUCGGCCAGUCCGGGAGGAAGCCCGGGCCUGGCCAGUCCUUGCCAAGGACGUCUUGGAUCUGCUGGUCCUCCUGGAGGACGCCUGGCUCCGGCCAGCCCUCUCCGAGGACACCUCGUUCCGGGCAGUCUUCCCGGAGGACACCGCGGUCCAGCCAGUCCUCCCGCCUGGAUCAGCGAGCCGGCGCGUGAGGAAGAACAACCAGACGCGGCGGCUCAAACCCGCUUCGUGUUGUCACCAGCUGAGCGGAUCGUGGAGGCGCCCUCCGCCGGCCAGCGGCGGGCGGACGGGACCCAGACCAGCCCCCGGACAGGCCAGGCUGUCAGCUGCCAGACCGCAGCCAACGCCGACCAGCAGACGGCCUCUCAGACGGACGAGACGUCUCCGACGUCUAGCGACGUCAGCAGCAAACUCAGUUCGCUGCUGACCCCGCCAGCUGGCACCACUGUGCACCCGCUCCUGUCCGGCCCCGGCUCGCCAGCUCGCAGCGGCCCGUCCAGCCAUAAGUCCACCGCGUCUGGAGAGGAACUGUCUGAGGGCGAGGUGCGGGCGCCGUGGCUCCAGUGGGUGGAUCGGACCGACUCGGCCACCGCGCUCGGGCCGCCGCCGCCGCCGGCCGGCGCUGGACACAUGCCGGCCGCCCUCACAUCCCGCGUUGGGACGGACACCUCCCUCAGCGAGGGCGAGGUGACGGGCGACACCACACCCCUCGGCUCCUCCUUCCCAUCCGGCACCACCAUCCGACUCUCGACCUGCCAGCUGGCCGCGCUUCGGCCAUCAGCGAGUCAGCUGACUGCGUCCCGGCGCUCCUCAGGCCAGCUGACGGCGCCACGACCGUCUGAGAGCCAGCUAACGGCGAUCGGCCUUUCUGCGAGUCAGCUGACUGCGUCCCGGCGCUCCUCUGGUCAGCUGACUGAGCCACGACCAUCUGACAGUCAGCUGACAGCGCUCGGACCGUCCGCCAGUCAACGGAUCUUGCCCCAGCCUUCGGUCGCUCGGGUGGCCGCGUCCCGGCGCUCUUCCGGUCAGCCACGACCAGUUGAUAGCCAGCUGGCGGCUCUCGGCCCAUCUGCUAGUCAGCCGACUGCAUCCCGUCGCUCUUCCGGCCAGCUGACGGCGGCCGGACCGGCGACCAGCGAGCGCUCAGCGUUCCGUUCGGCUUCGUCCACUCAGCUGAGCACCCUCCGACUGGAGUCAGAGCCGCGGCUGGGUGGCGGGGCACCAGGCGAGCCGGCGGCCGCUGACGCCGAGCUCAGCGACGGCGAGCUUGGUGCCGGCGUGCGCGUGCGGCACGUGCGCAUCAGAGAGGUGCAUGGCGGUCCGCUGUUCGAGCGCGGCGAGGAGGGCGCCGCCAGCGCCAGCUCGCCAGAGCUCAGUCAUGAUCAGUGGUCGGAGGGCGAGGCGCCGCUCGGCGAGGGCAUCGGUCUCGCGUGAGUGGGCGGCGAAGUGGCGACGUGGCCCGGCCGUGGCUGGGCGACUGGGCUUUCAUUGCAUGUGUGCAGCUGUUGGUUUACACGUUUUAUAAAUACAUUG
This is a messenger RNA of Pollicipes pollicipes, 2011 nucleotides long. Its product is annotated as collagen alpha-2(I) chain. Lineage: Eukaryota; Metazoa; Arthropoda; Thecostraca; Pollicipedomorpha; Pollicipedidae. The coding region runs from base 362 to 1912 and encodes 516 amino acids. The transcript is spliced from 5 exons. The record is from RefSeq and is a predicted model, not a curated record.